GACCACAAGUGACAUUUUGCUCGUUAGCUUAUAAAAAGAAGAGGGAAGAAAGUGAGAAAAAAGAGAUAUCGGUUCAGAGUUCAGACGUUAGAGCGCAAAACCUAUAAACCCCCAAACCCCCAAAGUCCUAAGCCCUUCAGGCAACAUGGUUGGAGUUGGGUUCGGUGGGAUCCUGUUAAUUGGGAACUGAGUUUCUAUUGCAGCUUCCUGUCUCCCCGCUCUCCUCCCCUCGGUGCAACUAUUUCAAUUCUUUUUGAACUAAAUUUUGUUUUUCUAGGGUUUUCUCCGAAGCUCAAUCUCUCGAGUCGCUUAUAGAAAGGUUUCCGGUUUCCCUAGAGUUUGUUUGUCCUGAAUUUUAAUUUGGUUCAACCAGAGAACAUGGUGAAAGCCAACGGCAAGGGGAAAGCUCGUGUUUCCAAAUUAAAACGUAAAGCUGAAAAUGCAACCGACGGUGCUGCAAUGGUUGCAACUACAUCCGAGCCGGUAACGACAAAUGCUGAAGAUCUUCACACAGUUCCUGGGGCGGAAGAGAAUAAAGAAGAGAAUAAGGGGGAAGAGGUGAAGAAGGAAGAAAAAGAAAAAGCAAUAACAAGUAGAUCAGGCAAUAAGUCAAGGAAGAGGAGCAGAAGGAAGGCAACCAAUGUUUCUCGCACGGUAACUGUUAAAGAUCCUGAUAAGCCAGAAAAUUCAGAUGGAGAUAAGGCUUCAAACAAGGCUGAGAGCAUGGGGAUGGUUUUUAUGUGCAAUUCCAAGACCAAGAAAGAUUGCUACCAGUUCAAGGUUCUGGGGCUGCCUGCUAGCAAGAAGGAUAUGGUUGCUGAUAUUUAUAAAGGCAUGAGGCUGUUUUUGUUUGAUGUUGAUCUGAAGCUGAUGUAUGGGAUCUAUAAGGCUGCUGGACGAGGGGGUUAUAAUCUUGAACCCAAGGCUUUCAAAUCAGCUUUCCCUUCUCAGGUUCGCUUCACUGUUUUGGACGAUUGCUUGCCAUUGGCAGAGGAAAAGUUCAAAAAAGUCAUUAAAGAUAACUACUAUGGGAAGAACAAAUUUGACUGCAAGCUGAACUCUGAGCAGGUGAAAAACUUGUGCAAGCUUUUCCGAGCUACUACCAAGGGUGCUAAGUCAACACGAGUUGGCAGAACAAGCAGACGAGAAGCCCGCACAGUUGCAGAAAGGGGGAGAAUUAGGUGGCCAAGUCAAGAUGGAGCGAGGCGCUCUCCAUUGGGUCGGAACUUGCCGUACCCGGAGGGCCCCCGAAUGUAUGAAAGAGAAGUAUUUCCAUCACCAGAACAGGGCAGAAGUAGGUGGCGAAGUCAUGAUCGACAGAAGCACUCUCCUCCAUUGGGUGCAACCUCACUGUACCCAGAGGGCCCCAGAAUGUACGAGAGAGAAGCAUUUACAUUGCCAGAACGGGACAGAAGUAGGUGGAGAAGUCAAGAUGGGGUGAGGCACUCUCCAUUGGGUCGGAGCUCACUGCACCUGGAGGCCCCCAGCUUGUAUGAAAGAGAAGCCUUUCCACCUCCUUUGGCUCUGCCACCACAGCAUCCCUAUGCCCAUGAGAGGCCUUUGGAUAUGGAUUACUAUAGAAGGGAGACUCGCCCUGAGCCUUUUGGUCACCGAGUUUUUGACUUGGAGCCUAGACGUCUGGACAGUGCUGAAUAUCGUGAUGGCUACAGCAUUUACAGGCAACCUCCAUACACUGAGACAGCAUAUGCUGUGGCCCCACCACCUGCGUAUCUUCAGGUUCCUCAGCCCCCACCACCUGCGUACCUUCAGGUUCCUCAGCCCCCUCCACCAACUCUAUAUCGUUAUUAGAGUAUGCACUUUGAGUAGCGAACUUUUUUGUAUCCUUAAUCCUCCUUGAUUGGGUUUAAAUACUAUUGUUUGUUUCUUCAUUUGGCUCUGCUUGCUCAAUUAUCUGGGCCAGCAACAUGAGCUUGAAAUAUGCCAUAGUUUGACCUGACCAUAAGUUGAACAGUUUUUUUUUUUCUUCUUUUAAUGGAAAUGACUUUGACAGAAA
Messenger RNA from Macadamia integrifolia, 2014 nucleotides. RefSeq lists its product as uncharacterized. NCBI's taxonomy places the organism in Eukaryota, Viridiplantae, Streptophyta, Magnoliopsida, Proteales, Proteaceae. The coding region runs from base 379 to 1809 and encodes 476 amino acids. The transcript has 4 exons. The record is from RefSeq and is a predicted model, not a curated record.